AUGGGGUCCCCGUUGAUAGACCAGUUUAAAAGGCAAGCAUCUUCUUUUCUACAAGAGAAAUACAAAACUGCUAGGCUCACCUUCACUGAUGUUACUGAAUCUGAACUGUUGGCUGAAGAAGUAACAACUAAUGAUCCAUGUAGCCCUGAUGCUAGAACAAUGACUAGAAUAGCUGAAGCAUCUUUUGGGAUAGAUGAUUAUUGGAGAAUUGUUGAUAUUCUUCAUAGGAGGUUGUAUAGCAUUGACUGGAAGCGAUGGAGACAAUCCUACAAUUCACUGGUAUUUCUUGAGUUCUUACUAACCCAUGGUCCUGAAGAUUUUGCUGCAGAAUUUCAGUGUGAUACUUUUGUUAUUCAGGAGCUUGGAACAUUUAACCACACAGAUGAAAAGGGGUUCAACUGGGGUGUCAGAAUGAAAAAGAAAUCAGACGAAAUACUUAAGCUCUUGGGAGGAGGGGAGAAACUCAAAGAAGCUCGUUUAAAAGCUCUCAAAGUAACAAGAGAAAUCCAAGGAUUUGGAGGGUCAAUGACUUCAUCUCCGAAUUCAUCAUCCUCUGAAGCAUCAACCUUUUCAUCAUUUCUCUCAUGUUCCACCACAACUACUCCCACCUGGAAUGAUAUAAAUGAGCUAAACAAAUUUCAACUGCCCUUUCUUGAGAAAGAAUCUCCGGAAAGUACUAAUUUCUCAGCUAAAAACAAGAAUGUUGAAGGAUCACACCUCUGGGAUUGUCCUGAAAUCCAAGAAACAGGCUCUUUACUUGAUCCUGAAGAUGUAGGUGGUGGAAAAACAGAUGGUGUUAUCAGUGGAAUUUGCUCAAAGCUUGUUGGCAUUAGUCCUUCAAAAGGUUAUAAUAAUGGCGAGAAAGUUGGAUUUAGGAGUGUUUCUGAUGCUGGGAGGACGAUGAAGAAAAAGUAUGAUCGCCAGCAUUCACUUUGGUAUUGA
Messenger RNA from Corylus avellana, 942 nucleotides. RefSeq names its product ENTH/VHS family protein. The record is from RefSeq and is a predicted model, not a curated record. Gene Ontology annotation, molecular function: phospholipid binding; clathrin binding. Gene Ontology annotation, biological process: endocytosis. Lineage: Eukaryota; Viridiplantae; Streptophyta; Magnoliopsida; Fagales; Betulaceae. Gene Ontology annotation, cellular component: plasma membrane; clathrin vesicle coat; endosome.